CUUCAGCAUACAUUAUUGAAGGUGAGAACAUACAUAUACUACACUAAUUGGUCCAUUGAAAUUUUUGUCAAAGUGUAAAGUGUUAUCAAAAUACGUAGAUGAAGAAUCAUUUAUCUAGAAGACAUUAUGUGGAAUACGCCCUUCUUUUAAUUGUAAGAAACAGCAUAUCAAAAAUGAAGUGAAUAUACCUCGGUUUUCAUUCCGGACGCUGGAAUGCAAAUUUCAAAAAGAAUUUCGUGACUUUCUUAAUGUCCUUUUUCACUGGGCCAAAACUGGUGUAGUGUAGGGACCCUUUGUAGUGUAGUGCUCUCCGUCCUUAUCUUUCUCUCGGGAAAGAGAGACAUGAAACCACACUCACAAUCCGUGUGCACUUUUUGACCAGUGAAAAAGUUUAUCAGCUGAUUGUGAGUCGGUGGAUGACCCGCAGCGCGUGAGGUAUAAUGGCAGUUGUCGACGCUUAUUUAAAUGCUAUAUUGUAGCAUUGUUUUAAGUGAAAAAAUAUGUCAAACCUACGCUGGUCUCUUACUGGCGCCCCAAGGGCUGUCAAGUUAGGCAUCAAACGAAAUUGGUUUAAAUUUCAAAUAGUUGUCAAGUCUUUAUUUUACAACCACUUUUUGGACUGGGGAUAUGUAUGCGAUGUUUUAAUGGAACCCAUGUUUUGGUUUGUCGACAAUUUUGCUGCUUGGCUCGGCCCUUUGUUCGUAGUAAUGGUGACCCUGUUGACUGCAUCCAUCGUCGUAAUCGCCUAUUGGAUAGGGCUACCCUAUUGGUGGCAAAAAAGUCCUGCAAUGACUAUAGCAUUGGUGAUAAUAGGAAAUUGGUUAUUACUCAAUGUGAGCUUCCAUUAUUACAUGGGUGUCACCGUUUGUGCCGGCUAUCCCCCGCAAGGUGAAUUGAUUCCAGAGGCUGUUAGUAUUUGCAAAAAGUGUAUCAAGCCAAAACCACCUAGAACGCAUCAUUGCUCAGUAUGCAACAAAUGCGUUCUAAAAAUGGAUCACCAUUGCCCUUGGCUCAAUAACUGUGUUGGACACUACAACCACAGAUAUUUCUUUCAAUACAUGGUAUUCACAGUAGUCGGAAUUUUAUUCAUCAUGAUCUUUGGAGUAGAGAUUGCCUAUCAAGAAUUUUUUCCAGAACAUGAUCCUGAUCUGGAAGGACAUCCUGUGCGCGUGAACAAUUCUGUCAUCAUCCCAAUGACAGAAAAUUUGGAUCAUUUGAGCAGUGAAGAAUUGGACGAAAUCGGACGUCAAGUUGCAGAUAUGACAAUUAAAGAGUGGAAGCGUAGAGCGAUAAUAUAUGCAGCUAUGAUCAGUGUAGGCACUUUUGGUGCUCUUGGUGCAUUAGCUUGGUGGCAUUCAGGGCUGAUCACUAAAGGAGAAACUAGCAUAGAAGCUCGAAUAAACAAAACUGAAUCAGAAAAAUACAAAGCUAAAGGUUGGAAGUAUCGCAACCCGUAUGAUUUUGGGCCCAAUGAAAAUUGGAGAUUAUUUCUUGGUCUUAAUGGAAGAUCUUGGUGGCACAUUCUUUUUCCAUCACCUCACAGACCCUAUGGAGAUGGCCUGACGUGGAAUUCGUUUCACAAUAUAAAACCCUCGUGACACUUACAGACUGACUACACUGUGGUCCUGCUUGAGAAGAAUCAUCUCGUCCACUAAGGUGAUCGAAAUUUGAUAUUCUAGUCAAAAUACGCAUGGCUUGUUCCACACCAUCAUCAAAAAGGUAUUAAGUUGUCCUACUUGGCUAGAAUAUACGAGGAAUAGUGAUGCAGUCUUAUUUUCUUAACUUAUUUUUAUUUAUCACCACGUAACUUGCAGAUGGUACAAUACGUGCACAAACAAGAUUGCGUAAGAUUAUAGUUAACGUCUAAUGUUGAGACUCUCUUGUAAAAAACGAGCUAAAAGUCGCGCGAAUAUCUAAUAACUGCAGCGUAACAUCAAAAUCAGCAUUGAUAUGGCAUAGUAAAGUAACGAAUACUCUGGUAAGUUGUACAAAUGCUGCCAUUGCAACAAGAUUCAAAGCAUGAGAAAGAUUUAAUGAAAAAGAAAUCAAAUCACGGUACAUCCCUCCCAAUCUUCCAGACUUGUAAAGUAGUCAUUUGUUAGUAGUUUUUGCUUUGUUCAUUAUUUCGCUGUAUUGUCACUCAUUUCUCAUGAUAUACUAUAUCUGUAAAUAUGUAAUAUGUUGACACUUUUUUCAAAUAAAACAACCACGUAUACAAUCA
This is a messenger RNA of Athalia rosae (coleseed sawfly), 2221 nucleotides long. RefSeq names its product palmitoyltransferase ZDHHC16B. Gene Ontology annotation, biological process: protein palmitoylation. The coding region runs from base 501 to 1598 and encodes 365 amino acids. Lineage: Eukaryota; Metazoa; Arthropoda; Insecta; Hymenoptera; Athaliidae. The record is from RefSeq and is a predicted model, not a curated record. The transcript has 6 exons. Gene Ontology annotation, molecular function: palmitoyltransferase activity. Gene Ontology annotation, cellular component: Golgi apparatus.